Mytilus californianus (California mussel) is the source of this 1343-nucleotide messenger RNA. RefSeq names its product D-beta-hydroxybutyrate dehydrogenase-like. Bases 341 to 1141 code for a protein of 266 amino acids. Gene Ontology annotation, molecular function: oxidoreductase activity. The transcript is spliced from 9 exons. The record is from RefSeq and is a predicted model, not a curated record. NCBI's taxonomy places the organism in Eukaryota, Metazoa, Mollusca, Bivalvia, Mytilida, Mytilidae.
AGAUGUGGUAUGAGUGCCAAUGAGGCAACUCUCCAUCCAAGUUACAAUUUAUAAAAGUAAACCAUUAUAGGUCAAGGUACGGCCUUCAACACGGAGCACUGGCUCACACCGAACAGCAAGCUAUAAAGGGCCCCAAAAAAUUACUAGUGUAAAACCAUUCAAACGGAAAAACCAACGGUCUAAUUUAUAUAAAAACGAGAAACGAGAAACACGCAUGAACUACAUAAACAGUCGACAACUACUGUAAUCAGAUUCCUGACUUAGGACAGGUGAUACAUGUAUGUAAAUUACACAUCGUCUGUGUUUAUCCUACAUAGAGAGAAAUGAUCAAUAAACAAAUAUGGUCUGUCAUUUGAAAGAACUGGUAGGGAAAGUUGCCUUAGUAACCGGUUCCACGAGUGGUAUUGGUUUAAGCAUUGUGAAACAUCUAGCAGAUCUAAGGUGUAAUGUAAUUUUGAAUGGAUUUGGCGAAACAAAACACAUUGAGGAUGUUCAAACUAAUUUGAAAAGACAUAACAUUCAAGUAAACUUUUUCGAGGAUGAUUUGGCAACUGUUCAAGGCAAUUUGACAUUAUGUGACAAUAUAUACCGUAUAUAUCCGACAGGGGUCGAUAUUUUAGUCAACAACGCAGGUAUCCAGCAUGUGAGUCCAGUCGAAACAUUUCCGAUGGCCAAGUGGGAACACAUGAUUGGUAUAAUGCUGACGUCUCCUUUUCUACUGGUUCAGAAUUUUUUAUCAGAAAUGAAACACAAAGGAUGGGGUAGAAUAGUUAACAUUUCUUCUGUGCAUGGAUUAGUAGCCAGUCCAUAUAAGGCUGCCUAUGUAUCUGCAAAACAUGGUUUGCACGGAUUGACAAAGGUGGUUGCCUUGGAAACAGCAGGAACUGGCGUAACGUGUAAUGCCAUUUGUCCUGGGUUUGUAGAUACGCCAAUUUAUCAGAAACAAGUAGAAUCUCGGUCACAAACUGAUGGAUGCAGCUACGAUGAGGCCUCGAGACGGAUCUUACAUGUAAAUCAUCCUACAUUACAACCUAUUGGCACUCAUCAGGUUGCAAAGUUUGUAGAAUUUAUCUGUUCUGAAGCAGCAUCACAAAUCACUGGUUCUUGUUUAACUAUGGAUGGAGGUUGGACAGCUAGGUGACUUUAGUUAAUGGAAAUAGCGUGGAACUUCUGGCAGCCAAGAAAUUUAUAUACACUUAUAACAUGGGAAAUCAUAUAUAUAAUAAAACAUAAAGUAUACAUUUAUUGAAGUCUUAACACUUUACAAAGUCAGGAGACUAUAUAAAUGUUAAAAUGUAUGUUGGUUAUUUGCAUGUUUUCCAGCUGAAUAAUGAUAUUGAAAA